AUGUCGGAAGAUGGAUCAAUCGUCAAGCUGUUUGAUCCUACUGUCAAAGGUAAUUCUGAUAAGCUUCAAUGCUCCAUUGUUGUUAAGGUGUUUGGGAGACGUAACCCUAUACAGUUGAUUGCGGCUGAAUUAAGAUGCCAGUGGCAAAAAUUUGGCAAGUUCCAUCUCACAAUCCUUGGUUCAGAUUGGGUACUAUGCUCUUUCUUCUCUGAGGAAACUAUGGAGAAUGUAUUUUCAGGCGGUCCAUGGUUCGUAAAUGGACACAUAAUUGGGCUGGAUAAGUGGAAUUCUGAUUUUAAUCCCAAUUCACUCAAAGGGCUUUCUUCUCCAAUCUGGAUUAGGAUGCCUAAUCUACCGCUUUACUAUUGGGAUGAAAUUAAUCUAUCAAGGAUUGCUUCUUCUAUUGGAAAACCUAUUUUGAUAGAUGGAGAUAUGUUCCAAUGGGGGAGGAGGGAGUUUUCCAGAGUUGGUGUUCGCGUCCAACUUGACCGUCAACUACCAACUGGUGUUUGGGUGGAAGGAAUAAAUGGCAAAUUCUAUCAAAAGGUGGAAUACAAGAAAAAUUCUUCCUUUCGCUACAAAUGUGGUAAGAUUGGACAUUUGAAGGAAGCUUGCAAGGUUUAUGAGGAGAAUAAGGAUGCAUGA
Messenger RNA from Dendrobium catenatum, 645 nucleotides. RefSeq lists its product as uncharacterized. The transcript has a single exon. Bases 1 to 645 code for a protein of 214 amino acids. NCBI's taxonomy places the organism in Eukaryota, Viridiplantae, Streptophyta, Magnoliopsida, Asparagales, Orchidaceae. The record is from RefSeq and is a predicted model, not a curated record.